UGCACACAGACAGCAACAAUAGCAGCAGGGAUAGCUAGCGUCACACACUACCCUGCGCUUCUCUGUACGGUCGACACAACAUAGCCAGCUAGCUGUUGUUUAUAUUUUAAAUAAAGAUGUCGACCACGACCGGCGGUGGAGAGUUUGGUAACCCCCUGCGUAAAUUCAAGCUCGUAUUCUUAGGCGAGCAGAGUGUGGGAAAGACUUCUCUCAUCACUCGGUUUAUGUAUGACAGCUUUGACAAUACCUAUCAGGCAACAAUUGGCAUUGACUUCUUAUCGAAAACCAUGUACCUGGAGGAUCGUACGGUCCGUCUCCAGCUCUGGGAUACGGCUGGACAGGAGCGUUUCCGCAGCCUCAUUCCCAGCUACAUCCGAGACUCCACCAUCGCUGUGGUGGUUUAUGACAUCACCAAUUUGAAUUCAUUCCAACAAACCUCAAAGUGGAUUGAUGAUGUCAGAACAGAGAGGGGAAGUGAUGUCAUCAUCAUGCUUGUUGGGAACAAAACCGAUUUGGCUGAUAAAAGACAGAUCACCACAGAGGAGGGCGAGCAGAGAGCUAAGGAACUGAAUGUCAUGUUCAUUGAAACCAGCGCAAAGACUGGCUACAAUGUGAAACAGCUGUUUCGCCGUGUGGCUGCGGCCUUGCCCGGGAUGGACAGUACACCAGAGAAGAGCAAAGAGGAUAUGAUCGACAUCAAACUAGAGAAACCACCGGAGAUGGCUGUGACUGAGAGCAGCUGCUCCUGCUAGUAAACGCACCCCACUCCCACCUGACCUGCCUCCUCCCCACCAACAGCUUGUCUCUCAGUGGCCACUCUCCCCACCCAUGGCUCACUGCCAUCGGGCCGGAAGACCUAUCUUUUCCCCUUUUUGACUCAGUGACUUUUCGGAGUAACCGUGUGGAUGUGCUAUUACUCUGUAUUUAAAUGGAUAAGUCUGAUGGAAAAUGAAAGGAAAAAAAAAAUGAACUAAAAAAUGAUUACAUUUAAAAGUUAUAGUUAAAAAUACAGGAUAAUUUAAAUGCUGAUACAAAAUUUUCAUCCAACUGCAUGGCAUCAUAUAGGAUUGCAGACUGACAAAUAACGGCUUUGAGUUAUUAUUGCACUUUUUGGAGCAUCAGUGCUGUCACACACGUCAAUGUUGUACAGUAACUCCGUUUGAGGUUAUGUCAAGUAGAACACGUGGUCAAGGCUUUAGUCCCUUGAUUCAUUGCUUUUGCUUCCAGUGGAGAGUAUGGAAGUAGGGAAAACUAGAGUAUUGACAAUUAUCUGUUACUGAGAACCCCCUUCUUUAGUAUUCUUUGUUCCAAAAACGAGUUUGCAUUUUAAGUCCACAACUUUUUUUAUUAUAACUUCUCUCAACGUAUCAAACACGGUUAAUGGGACCAUAAAUAAGGGACGUUAUUUUCAGGACAUUUGAAGGCAUGAACAGCCAAAGACCUACCUUUUAGUGAGUUAAAACGUGUGCAGAUCAUGAAGACCAGCAUGUUUUCAAUUCUCUCUAAUGGGGGAAUUCUGCUAAAACAAUUGCAUAGCCAACCAAUAUGGAAAGCGUGUUGUCAGAAAAGGAAAAGUAUUCCAAAUUAAUUAUAACAUCGAGGGGAAAAAAUUUGCAAACUAUUUAUGUACACUUUAAAACUAUAGCAACUAUGUCACAGCCACUUUCCUUCUCAGCUGCACACUAACACAUCUGGGGAUAUAAUGUAUGUAGAGGAGCCUUCAGAUGGAUAGAGCUGACAACUUAUGUUUAACUUGUCCAGUGACCCAUAUGGCUCUUCAGAACCACCCCCCAUAGGUAUAUUGUAGAUCUAUUGUUGUCUUGUUUUCAUCACACUAUUGCAGGAAUAGCAUGGUCAUCAUGCAAGAUAUCUAGACGGUUAAUUAAGAACACAGAUGCCUUGCUGGUUUGUUCACCAACGUUGUGCACUGAAUCAAGCCACAAUAUUGUAAAGAUUGAGGCCGGCUGACAAGUGUCUGGCUGACAAGUGUCUGGCUUCACUAGUUGUUUAGUAGAGCAGGUAGGUAGUCCCCAGAUGCAGCUAAUGCUUACUAACACCCUUGCUGUAAAAAGUGCAGUGAAGUUAAGACUUAAAUGCUACUGCCUGUGCAGGACUUGGUUUUUAUGUGUUUAUUUAUUUUAACACAAGCAAACGUGAAUAACUUUGUAGGCUUAACCAAAAUUUCAGUUGCAGGCACGCACAACGGAGGCUGGUGUUUUAUUUAUUUUGUGUCUGUUUGGAUGCUGUACCUGAAAGCAAACGCAAGCCUCAGUUAUUUUGGCUUUUAGCACUAUGGGCCUGUGUGCACAUUAGCUAGAUGCUGUGUGUUUCGUCGGUGGAUUGGUUUAGUCAGGCAACAGCUUCACUGCACCCCUUUCAUCUUUUGACACAAAUAACACGUGGUCACAUACAAACUAGCCAUAAAUUACUCAUAUAGACCCCACACUAAGCCUACUUUCGUUGUAUCUUAUUUUGGUGACUAUAAACAUUUUGAAAUAAUUUAAGUGUUGAUAGUUAAGUAGGCCUAUUAAUUACAUUGAAGAACCGUAUUUACCGUAACAGCUCUUCUAUUGUCACUGACUGAAUACUCAGCUCUGCUAUUCUGAAGUGUGUCUAUUUGAAAUAUGCUGUCUACUAGUGUUUAGCAACGUUUGUGUGAAUAAUGUACUACUAUUACUAUCUGCUGUAUAAAAAGGAGAGUUAAAGGAACACCGAAGUGUAUCACAUGAAACAAAAUAAAGAUAUUUCACCAAGACUGUC
Messenger RNA from Osmerus eperlanus (European smelt), 2760 nucleotides. It is a transcript of the gene rab41, whose product is annotated as RAB41, member RAS oncogene family. The record is from RefSeq and is a predicted model, not a curated record. NCBI's taxonomy places the organism in Eukaryota, Metazoa, Chordata, Actinopteri, Osmeriformes, Osmeridae. The transcript is spliced from 8 exons. The coding region runs from base 117 to 752 and encodes 211 amino acids. Gene Ontology annotation, biological process: vesicle-mediated transport. Gene Ontology annotation, molecular function: GTPase activity; GTP binding.